UUUCUGGAUAACUUGUGCAGCUUGGAUUGUGAGAAAGGGAGGAACGCCAUUGAAGAGGCUGCAUUCCGAAUGGCUAAUGUUACCUCUUCUUAUAUACAGGGUACAACUUUUACCAGGCGGUAUUACUGCUUGAAAGAAUUUAAAGGAUUGAGGUUCUCAUCUCAACCCGCUGUUUGCUGGAAAGCUUCGAACUACACACCAACCACCAUCAGGAGUGGUCCUGUUUCUGCCUUGUUUGGAGACAACCGUGUCAAGAAUAGGAAAGAUGGCAUUCCAUCUUAUUCUAAGCAUGCAAUAAAUGACCAGGAUAUUGUGUCAACAAAAGAAGUAGCAAGUAAUGGUACUGCUAUAACUGAUGGGUUUUUUGACCACCAAGUUGAACAAGAUUUAGACUGUCCCACUAAAGGAUUUUCUUCGGUCUCAGAAGCUAUUGAGGAUAUCCGUCAAGGCAAGCUUGUAAUUGUGGUUGAUGAUGAAGAUAGAGAAAAUGAGGGAGAUCUUAUAAUGGCAGCUUCUAAGGCUACACCAGAAGCUAUGGCUUUUAUUGUAAGGCAUGGGACUGGAAUUGUGUGUGUCGGCAUGAAAGGAGAAGACCUCGAGAGGCUACAACUUCCACAAAUGGUCAUUAACAGAGAUAAUGAGGAGAAACUUCGGACAGCAUUCACUGUUUCGGUGGAUGCCAAAGAGGGCACAACCACUGGUGUUUCUGCCAAAGAUAGAGCAACAACCAUUUUGGCUCUUGCAUCUCCUCACUCCAAGUCUGAAGACUUUAACCGUCCUGGCCAUAUUUUUCCGUUGAAGUAUAGGGAGGGUGGUGUGCUUAAAAGAGCUGGCCACACAGAAGCCUCUGUUGAUCUUGCUAUACUGGCUGGAUUAUCACCAGCUGCUGUUUUGUGUGAAAUUGUUGAUGAUGAUGGUUCCAUGGCACGCUUGCCAAAGCUUAGAGAAUUUGCUGAAAGAGAAAGUAUGAAAAUCAUCUCAAUUGCGGACUUGAUUAGGUAUAGGAGGAAGAGAGAUAAGCUGGUUGAGCGUGCUUCUGUUGCACGCUUACCUUUAUCAUGGGGUACAUUCCAGGCCUAUUGUUAUAGGUCUUUGGUGGAUGGGAUAGAGCAUAUUGCCAUGGUCAAAGGUGAUAUUGGUGAUGGACAUGGCAUACUGGUGAGAGUGCAUUCUGAAUGCCUCACUGGCGACAUAUUUGGUUCGGCCAGAUGUGAUUGUGGUUCCCAGUUGGAAAUGGCCAUGAAGCACAUUGAAAGAGCUGGCAGGGGUGUAUUGGUUUACCUCCGUGGCCAUGAGGGAAGGGGCAUUGGCUUAGGUCAUAAGCUUCGUGCUUAUAACUUGCAGGACAACGGGCGUGAUACUGUGGAAGCCAAUGAGGAAUUAGGUUUGCCUGUUGAUUCAAGGGAAUAUGGCAUCGGUGCACAGAUAUUGCAGGAUCUCGGUGUCCGCACAAUGAGGUUGAUGACCAAUAACCCUGCUAAGUACAGCGGCUUGAAAGGCUAUGGGUUGAGCAUCGUCGAGAAGGUUACCCUGCCAACCCUUAUUACAAAUGAGAACAAAAGGUACUUGGAGACUAAGCGGCUAAAGAUGGGGCAUGUCUAUGGAUCUGAAUUCAAUGGAAAGUUGCGUGAGUUGAUCAAAGAUGUGGAUGAAGCGAGCACUCAGCAGCAUUCCUCAUGAUGCCAAUAGGUGGAAGCAAUUUGUAAUGAGUUAUUUACCAUUGCACUUUUAUAAUCUUGAAAUUCUGUGUGGUAUUUGGACUGAAAUGCCGUCCUGGAAUGGUUUUUUAAUCAACUCAAAUGGGAUCUAGAAAAUCCUGUGUAUGCCGAUUUAGGGGCUGUAUCAUAACCAAUUCAAGUAAGAUUUAAAUUAAAUCUUUUCAGAUAGUAAA
Molecule: messenger RNA, 1891 nt
Organism: Phalaenopsis equestris
Lineage: Eukaryota; Viridiplantae; Streptophyta; Magnoliopsida; Asparagales; Orchidaceae
Product: probable bifunctional riboflavin biosynthesis protein RIBA 1, chloroplastic
Exons: 7
Coding region: 70-1680 (536 amino acids)
Biological process (GO): riboflavin biosynthetic process
Cellular component (GO): chloroplast
Molecular function (GO): 3,4-dihydroxy-2-butanone-4-phosphate synthase activity; GTP cyclohydrolase II activity
Source: RefSeq, a predicted model, not a curated record